Molecule: messenger RNA, 2516 nt
Organism: Nicotiana tabacum (common tobacco)
Lineage: Eukaryota; Viridiplantae; Streptophyta; Magnoliopsida; Solanales; Solanaceae
Source: RefSeq, a predicted model, not a curated record
UUCCUAAAGCGAUAUUAUCCCAUACUAAACUUUAUCGUAGUACCUAUUUAAUUUAUUGACCCAUUGACUCUUGUGGAAAUAUGAUUCACCCACUGUACUAUGAAAUCGAUUAAACAAUUCCCAGAAAUGUUAAAUUAAGCUGUUUUAAAGAAGGUAUGUCAGCUGGUCUCCCAAUUAAAAUUCUGCUGCUGUUAGAUUUUUAUUCCUCUUCUCCUUCGAACCCACUUUACCAAUUCGAAGAAGUCAAUAUUGAUGGCGGAAGAAGAGAAAUCAGUGCAAGAGGAGCUUUCACUUCCAAUUCUACUUGCUGACAGAGUAAUUAAAUCAGCCCAAGAAGCUGAAUCAUCCAAAGUGGAAUGUGCGGAACUGGCUCGCCACGCUACUCAGCUCAGCCAAUUCCUCCGAGCCACAGUUCGCCUUACCAGUUCAUCCCAAUCCCAGUCCCUUUACGAUCGGCCCAUCCGCCGUAUAACUUCUGAAGUUACCAAAACUCUGGACCGGUCCCUUACUCUUGUUCGCAAGUGUCGUCACAAGCCCAAUCUCCUCCGCCAUGUACUCGCCAUCACUUCUACUGCAGACUUCCGGAAAGUCUCUGCCCUUCUAGAAAAUUCCACGGCCGACGUCUCGUGGCUGCUCUCCAUUUUCGACCCGGAUGCGGGCCCCGCUCUUUCCCUUCCCCCUAUUGCCAGCAACGAUCCUAUUAUGGCUUGGGUUUGGUCUUACAUCGCUACUGUUCAAAUGGGUAAUCUCCAGUACCGUAUUGACGCUGCUCAGGAAUUAGCUAACUUAGCUCGCGAUAAUGACCGCAACAAGAAAAUGAUUGUUGAAGAAAACGGAAUUCCUCCUUUGCUGAAGCUGCUCAAGGAAACCACUUCAGCAGAAGCACAAAUUGCUGCAGCAACUGCUUUGUACAACUUGGCUGACGAUGAGGAAAGAGUGCGGGCGAUAGCGAAUGAUCUCGGUGUUCAAAUUGUUGUAAAGGUGCUUGCGGAAGCGCCCAUGAGAGUUCAAAUUCACGUUGCGAAUUUGGUCUCAAGAAUGGCUGAUUUGGACGCGUACGCGCAGGAAGAAUUUGGGAGAGAGAAUAUAACUAGGCCGUUGGUGACCCUUUUAGGAAUGGAUGUAGUUUUGGAUGAUAACAGGGAAUCGCAGCCACAUAAGACUCCUAGUUUACAUUCUUUAGUUCAAAUAAAUAAGGAGAUGGCUCGGAAUAAUUUUAGUUUUCAUUCUAAUUCAAUGGAUGGGAGUAGUAGGGGUGGACAUUAUGGUAAUAAGAAAGAGAAAGAUAGAGAAUUGGAGCCCCCUGAGGUGAAAGCUAGGCUUAAGAUAAGCUGUGCAAUGGCACUGUGGAAAUUGGCUAAAGGUAGUUUGUUAAAUAGCAGGAAGAUUACUGAGAUUAAGGCUUUGCUUUGUUUUGCAAAGAUUAUUGAGAAGGAGAAGGGGGAUUUGCAGAUUAAUUGUCUGAUGACAGUGAUGGAAUUGGCUGCAGUGGCCGAGUCUAAUGCUGAACUUAGACGAGUGGCGUUCAAGCCUACAUCACCUGCUGGAAAGGCGGUUAUUGAUCAGCUAUUGAGGGUGAUAAAUGAGGAAACCAGCGCUCCAUUGGUGAUUCCGGCUAUUAAGGCAAUUGGGUUGUUGGCUAGGACAUUUCCUGCAAAGGACACACGAAUCAUUGAGCAUAUAGUGGCUAAACUUGGGCAUAGAAAUACUGAUGUAGCUGUGGAAGCAUGUAUUGCUUUGGAGAAAUUCGCAUGUCCGGACAAUUUUAAUCGCAUGGAGCAUUCCAAGGCAAUUGUUGAAUUUGAUGGAGUACCAAAGUUGAUGAAUUUGCUGAGGAGCAAUGACCGAGGACAGGUACACGAGCUUCUAUUGCUCUGCUACCUUGCUUUACAUGUUGGUAAUAGUAAGGCCCUUGAGCAAGCAAGAGCAUUAAGCUUCCUUGAGGGAGCUGCUCGUCAUGUAGUUUCCCAGCGUCCUGAUUUGAAGGAGUUGUUUGCCAAAGCGAUCCACCAUCUUGCACUUUAUCAAGCUGGAGGUCAUACACAUAGACAAGUUUAAUGUUUCAUCGUUGGGAUUCCUAUCCAACCAGAAUGUCCAUGUUUCUCGAAUAAUCAGGUUUGAAGCACUGUCCCGACAAAAGUCCUAUUUAUUAUUCCUGCAGAAUUUUCAGCUUCAACAUUUGAAGAUUGCUAUGUGAAACUGAUGUGCAUUGGCAGCAUUGUACAGAUCAGGAAUUAUCAAACUUACACAAAUGUUACAUUGUUUAUCUAAAGGUUGUCUACAGUCUUGAAGGUCACUUAGGUUAACUUGCUGAUUCUGCUUUACUAAGAUAUUAGAAGAACCAAAAUAAAUCUUGAUUGCUAACAAAAACAGUUCUUUUUGUACUUGGUCUGAGAAAGGGAAUCACAGUUCUAGAAUAAAUCUAAGCCGUUCAAUAUCAUCAUUCUAGUGCUCUAAUUAUCUCCAGGCCAAAUAUGUAAAGUAUCUGGCAGAUGUUAAUAUAUUUUUGGCCAUCA